AACUACGCACCCUGAGGCAGUCGACGACAACGGUGUUAACUGCCUGAGAAGUGAAAAGAAGCGGCAGACGGUGAAAGUGAAAGGAGGGCUCCAUAAUUGUGAAAAGGCACCGAGCACGUAGUCCUCAUACAGACAGACAACAUAGGGGAGAGAGGCCCCGGGUCUAUCGCUUCCAGGCAGCAGCAGCUCAGCGGACACAGCCAUGGCUAACAUCGCGGUCCAACGGAUCAAGCGGGAGUUCAAAGAAGUUCUCAAAAGCGAAGAGACAAGUAAAAACCAGAUAAAAGUAGAUUUGGUGGAUGAGAACUUCACAGAGCUGAGGGGGGAGAUAGCAGGUCCUCCAGAUACACCAUAUGAAGGUGGCAGGUAUCAGCUUGAAAUAAAAAUCCCAGAAACCUAUCCUUUUAACCCACCAAAGGUGCGUUUCAUCACUAAAAUCUGGCACCCUAAUAUCAGUUCUGUGACAGGAGCAAUAUGUCUGGACAUUUUAAAAGACCAGUGGGCAGCUGCUAUGACGCUGCGGACAGUGCUAUUGUCUCUACAGGCUCUCCUCGCUGCGGCAGAACCAGACGAUCCACAGGAUGCAGUAGUAGCCAACCAGUAUAAGCAGAACCCAGAAAUGUUCAAACAGACCGCGAGGCUGUGGUCUCACGUCUAUGCUGGUGCUCCUGUCUCCAGUCCUGACUACACACGUAAAAUAGACAAACUCUGUGCCAUGGGCUUUGAUAAGAAUGCAGUAAUAGCGGCCUUGUCUUCAAAAUCCUGGGAUGUGGAAACGGCAACAGAGCUGCUCCUCAGCAACUGAGAGCCAGCCAGGUGUGAGGAUCCCAAACAAACUCCCCUCAUCACAGCAUCAGCUCAUCCCCCGGCACAUUCCACCAUUGCCUUUUGUUACACAGACGACAACACCCCCCUCCCCCUUCACUCACCACAGCAGUCUGAGCCUUCUUUUAUAUCAAGUUUGUUUGCUACAAACUCGACACCAGUAGCUCCACCACAAUCGCCAAUAUGCACACCGCACUGUUGCCUGUCUGAUCCCAUCUGUCCUUAAUGCUGAGUCUCACGAAAUCAAUAUGUGUAAUAAGCCCUGCAAACGUUCAAUCAUGCAUCUUGUCUUCCACAUUCUUUAAAUCAUUUGGCUCUACAAAUUUGUGUUCCUUAAUAUAGCAAAGAAUCAAACUGACUGCCACUGCCUGGUGGAUUUUCUAGGGUAAAAUGUACAGGAAAUCCUGCAUACUGCUCUCACAGCACAUCACCGUUUACUCCUUCAGCAGCAACUCAGACCUUGUGUUAGAUUAUUCUCUCUCAUGGACAUUUAAUACUGUAAAGGUCUAGCUGGAUUUAAAUUUACUUGACUCUGGAUAGUGUUCUGCAUGAGCAGUGUAAUGGAUUCUUCCUGAACAGUUUUAUCAAAGAUGCUUUCAUCUGCACAGGUUUGGAUACACACAAGUUUUUUUCCUUUCUGUAGAAGUAGAACAGAUCACAGACAUCCUCUGACAUCUGCACACAUGCACAAGAAGAAAAAAGUUAUCUGUAAAUAGAUGUGUGUAAAUUUGAAAAUACAAUGGGGAUAUACUUUUUUUCUUACAUGGCAUUGUAAAACAAAUUAUUUUAAAUAUGAACUAUGCCUAGUUUACAACUAUAUGGAAGAGAUAUCUUUUUAUGCUUUUGUGACCCAUGAGAAAUCCCUCUGAAUGUCCUGUUGUGUUUUCUUUUUAACAUAGUCGUUUAAAGGUGGCACAGCCAAAAUCCUGGCCCCUAAUGGUGCAGGAGGUGAUGGCCAGGUCAGGCCCCCGAAAGGUCAUUACAUGCCACCUUUUUCUGCUACACCACAAUCCAAUUCUUUUUCGUGUGUUUGUCUUUUAUUGUCCUCGCAUGUUCUACGCUGCCUUUAUGUUUUGUUUGGCUAAAUGAUGUGGUGAUAGGGGCGUCUGUUUCGAUUCAACAUCCCUUCAGACUCGUGGAAAUUGAAAGGCUCUUUUCUAAUCUUUGGAAAGAGACGCCCGGGACUCCUGCUCGGCAAAGCCACGCAAGCGCACCCUCAGUUUGGCGUGAAACCUGUAGGGAACCAAAGCCUUUUCUGUCGAUUUUACGAGUAUGUUGCUGGAAAAAAUUUCUCUUUUGCUCUGAACAGAUUCAUCUGGCACACCUCAAGAAGAAAUGAGUGUUUCUUGAAUGUCGUUAAGGAUUUGAGUUUGCAAUGCAGUGGUUUUUUUGUUUUGUUUGUUUACUCAUUUCAGAGCAAUCGGUUUCAACCAUAGGCACAGAUUAAGGAUCAGCUCACCGCCUCACUCCUGAGGGGGGCUUUAUCACUGCAGUAGUGCAGCAGUACUCAAUCAGAACUUUGGCCAUAUAUACAGGUAAUAUAGGUGACGUCCUAUAUUCCCAGACAUGCUUUACUACACAGCCAAAUAAAGUGCUCAUUGAGGUUGUCUUUGAA
This is a messenger RNA of Lates calcarifer (barramundi perch), 2440 nucleotides long. RefSeq names its product ubiquitin-conjugating enzyme E2Kb (UBC1 homolog, yeast) (gene ube2kb). The record is from RefSeq and is a predicted model, not a curated record. Gene Ontology annotation, biological process: protein polyubiquitination; proteasome-mediated ubiquitin-dependent protein catabolic process. The transcript has 8 exons. Gene Ontology annotation, molecular function: ubiquitin conjugating enzyme activity; protein binding. Gene Ontology annotation, cellular component: nucleus. Lineage: Eukaryota; Metazoa; Chordata; Actinopteri; Centropomidae. Bases 203 to 805 code for a protein of 200 amino acids.